Ricinus communis (castor bean) is the source of this 1389-nucleotide messenger RNA. Its product is annotated as F-box/kelch-repeat protein At1g80440. Gene Ontology annotation, molecular function: protein binding. The coding region runs from base 142 to 1209 and encodes 355 amino acids. The transcript has a single exon. Gene Ontology annotation, biological process: regulation of phenylpropanoid metabolic process; negative regulation of cytokinin-activated signaling pathway. NCBI's taxonomy places the organism in Eukaryota, Viridiplantae, Streptophyta, Magnoliopsida, Malpighiales, Euphorbiaceae. The record is from RefSeq and is a predicted model, not a curated record.
CCUCUCUAUUGAUGGGUUCUUAUUCUUCAUUGCAAACCUCCUCGUUCAUAUUAUAAACCCACUUCAAAAUCACUUCUUUAAUUUCUUUCUUUGUCUUUCUAGUUCUUAAUUCGUCUUCUUCUUCUUCUUCUGGUUCUAGUGAUGGAGCUUAUUCCUGGUCUUCCAGAUGACGUAGCUCGUGACUGUCUUGUUCGUGUUAUGUACAAGCAGUUCUCUACUGUUAUAGCCGUUUGCAAAGGCUGGAGAACUGAGCUCGAGUUGCCGGAGUUUUACCAGCGUAGGAAAGACUCUUGCAACUCUCAAAAGCUCAUCGUUAUGGCUCAAGCACGAGUUCACCAAAAACAAGGUUCUAAUCUUAUCAAGUAUCGGGCUAAUCCGGUUUAUUCUCUUACGGUUCUCGAACCCGACACGGGUGAUUGGUGUGAUUUGCCUCCGAUUCCUGGGUUUUCCCAUGGGUUGCCCAUGUUCUGUCAGGUCGUCAGUGUCGGAUCGGAUCUUAUUGUUUUAGGCGGGUUGGAUCCCACCACGUGGGAAGCUUCUGAUUCGGUUUUCAUCUUCAAUUUCGUUUCGGCCACGUGGCGUCGUGGGGCUGACAUGCCCGGUGUACGGCGAUCCUUCUUCGGGUGUGCGUCCAAUUUUAGUCGCACGGUGUUUGUCGUCGGCGGACAUGACGGUGAGAAAAAUGCAUUAAGAUCCGGUUUUGCAUACGACGUGGCGAAUGAUGAGUGGAUCCCAUUACCUGACAUGGCAAGAGAACGUGACGAGUGCAAGGCGGUUUUCCACGGCGGCAAGCUCCAUGUCAUCGGAGGGUACUGUACUGAAAUGCAAGGUAGAUUUGAAAAAAGUGCUGAGGUGUUUGAUGCUGCCACAUGGAAAUGGAAUGACGUGCAAGAUGAUUUUUUACUAGCUGCAAUAUGUCCUAGGACAUGUGUGAUCGGUGAUGAUGGCUUAUACAUUUGCCACGGAGGUGAUGUGUUGGCACUUAAAGGAGGAGCUACCUGGCAAGCUGUUGCCAAGCUUCCUGCAAACGUGUGCAAUGUUGCAUACGUGUCAACAUGGAGAGGUAAAUUGUUGGUGAUUGGAUCAGAGGCAUUGGGCGAGCCCCACAUCGCAUACACGUUGGAUUCAAAUAGUUACAAGUGGGCAAAACUGGAGACACCUAAGCAAUACUCUGGACAUGUUCAAUCAGGUUGUUACUUGGAAAUCUAAGACCCGAAAUAUAAAAAAGUUGCUGUAAUGUACAUAUAAGAUUGUUUUUGCAAAAUGGUUUUGGUUACAAUGUAAGGCGAGUAGCAUAGGUUGCUGUGAUGAUUUUUAGUUGCACUGGCAAGUCAAUUUGGUGUAGUUAUAUAUAUACAAGCUAAAUGGCAGUUAGAUCUGUUUUCUUCU